AUGCGUGCAAUGCUAGAAGUACGCCCCAAUGAUCUACCAAGCAGGCGAACGCCUACACUCAGUAACUUCCCCUUGGCCAUUCAUCAAAUGGGGAAUGAAUAUCGUGGGCCCCCUCCCGUCCCGACGAGGAGCAUUCGCCCAAAUACGCGAAAAGGAAGUAAUCCCCUUCAUUUGGAAGAACAUCAUAUGCCGUUUUGGUUUCCCCAAAGAAAUCAGCUGCGACAACGGCCUCAAUUUGCAGGAAAGAAGGUCGCCGACCUUUUCGAAAAAUGGCACAUCAAAAGAAUACUGCCACUGCCAUACCACCCUGCGGGUAACGGGCAAGCCGAAUCCUCAAACAAGUCAAUACUUAAUAUCAUGAAGAAGAAGCUCGAAGACGCCAAGGGACUGUGGUCGGAGAUAUUACCAGAAGUACUCUGGGCCUACCGAACAGCGCCAAAAAUGAGCACAGGGGAAAUGCCAUACUCGUUAGUCUAUGGGACUGACGAAGUAAUACUAGUCGAGGUCGGAGAACCCAGUCUAUGA
Molecule: messenger RNA, 525 nt
Organism: Nicotiana tabacum (common tobacco)
Lineage: Eukaryota; Viridiplantae; Streptophyta; Magnoliopsida; Solanales; Solanaceae
Source: RefSeq, a predicted model, not a curated record